AUGGAUUUUGUUUAUGAAGAGCAAGUGCUAGCCAAUGAGGCUACUCCAGAUCCAAACCAAAAGCAUGAUGAAAAGACUGAGCAAUUAUUUGAAAACUUAGAAAAUAAUAUCAAUACCAAUUAUGAAAAGACUAAGGGUUUAAUCGAGAACUUCCUCCAUGAGGAUGACUCCAAUGAGGGAAUAAAUAUUGAUUUACCCAUUAGUGAUGAGUACACCGCUAAAGCCAAUGAACUAUUGGCCAAUUUAGAUAAUGGUUUAAAAUCAGUUGAGACAAAAGUUACUGAUACAGUAAAUUCUUAUUGGAAUAACUUUUCUGUGAACAGUCUAUGGGAUUCAAUUAAUACUGCUACAAACAGUGCUUUAAAUUCUAAAGCCCCACAGCCCAAUAGCAAUGUAGUCUUGGCAGGUAAUAGAACUGAAGCAGAAUUACAGAAGUUAUCGACGGAUAAAUCAAUCUAUUUGAAAGAUUUGAGCAUCAAAGUAGAUCCAAAAGUGGUUGAUAUCGAUUCUAAAACUGAUGAGAUUGCCAAAUUAUUGGAAGUUAAUAAAAAUUUAUCUAGUUUGAUGAAUGAUAUAGUACCAUCUAAGAUAAAUUACCAAACAUUUUGGUAUAUUUACUUCACUGAGAAAACAAAAAUAUUAGAUAUGGAAACUAAAAGGAAAACUUUAUUGAAUUCUUCAAAAACUUCUACUCAAGCUAUAAAGGAUGCAGAUGAAGAUUUAGGUUGGGAUGAUGAUGACGAUGAUGAUGAUUUUGAUAACACAGACUCAAAGAGUGAACCACCGGUAAUAAUACAAAAGAAGGAUGCAAUUGAAGAGCCACUUACGAAACGUCAAAAUGCUUCUUCAAAAACCAAACAAUCAGCUAAAUUAACCGAAAAUACCACUACUGCACAAGCUAAGGCUGCUGAUAUAUCUAAGGACGACGACGACGACGACGAUGAUGAUUGGGAAUAA
Messenger RNA from Henningerozyma blattae CBS 6284, 957 nucleotides. It is a transcript of the gene DOS2, whose product is annotated as Dos2p. Gene Ontology annotation, cellular component: cytoplasm. The transcript has a single exon. Bases 1 to 957 code for a protein of 318 amino acids. Lineage: Eukaryota; Fungi; Ascomycota; Saccharomycetes; Saccharomycetales; Saccharomycetaceae. The record is from RefSeq and is a predicted model, not a curated record.